Juglans regia (Persian walnut) is the source of this 2731-nucleotide messenger RNA. RefSeq names its product regulation of nuclear pre-mRNA domain-containing protein 2-like. Gene Ontology annotation, molecular function: RNA polymerase II complex binding. Gene Ontology annotation, cellular component: RNA polymerase II, holoenzyme. Gene Ontology annotation, biological process: mRNA 3'-end processing. NCBI's taxonomy places the organism in Eukaryota, Viridiplantae, Streptophyta, Magnoliopsida, Fagales, Juglandaceae. Bases 282 to 2033 code for a protein of 583 amino acids. The record is from RefSeq and is a predicted model, not a curated record. The transcript is spliced from 9 exons.
GACGGAGCGUCACUCACCGCUCGUGCCACCUCCGCAUCUCAUUUAUCAGUUCGAUCCUUUUCUCCACUUAGAAAAAAAUUUAAAAAAAAAAAAUAAUAAUAAUAAUAAUUCAGCAGGUUGUCUCUGUUCUAGGGUUUUUGAGUCCUAACAAAUCUGUGUAAUUCAAUCCCAGAGCCAUUCUUAAGUUCUGUAACUUGAGUGGGACUUUCUUCAGCUCUCUCGCUUUUUUGCUGAGAUAUAGGACAUCCUUCACGGAAUGUAAAAACUUGGUAAACACCAGGAUGAGCAACAGCGAAUUUGACGGACAGAUUUUGGUUGAGAAAUUAUCGAAACUCAACAAUUCGCAACAAAGCAUUGAAUCUUUGUCCCAUUGGUGUAUCUCUCACCGGAAAAAGGCAAAACAGAUUGUUGAAACAUGGGAUAAAUUGUUCAACUCUUCUCAGAGAGAGCAGCGUGUUUCUUUUCUGUAUUUGGCUAAUGAUAUUUUGCAAAAUAGUAGGCGAAAGGGCAGUGAGUUUGUGAGUGAAUUCUGGAAAGUUCUUCCUGUGGCCCUUAGUCAUGUUUACAAAAAUGGCGACGAACAUGGAAAGAAGGCGGUAACCAGACUGGUGGGGUCAUGUAUCCAGGUUUACUUCCCAAGGGUGGAUUUGAAGGGCCCUACCUUGGUUGACAUAUGGGAAGAAAGGAAGGUUUUUGGUUCUCGAGGGCGGAGUCUUAAAGAUGAAAUGCUGGGUAAGAAUCCUCCUCCUCUCGUGAACAGUGGAAAGAGUUCAAAUCCAAUCAAGAUAGUGAAGAGGGAUGCAAGCUCAGUUAGAAUUAAAUUGGCUGUUGGGGGUCUUCUAGAGAAAAUAUUUACUGCAUUUCAAUCUGUACUUGAUGAAUAUCCUGCUGAAGAAGUCGCCUUAAGUAACUGUAAUGCUACUGUACAUAAUGUGGGUAUAAUUGGGCAAGAUGUUGAAAGUGCCUUAACACAAGGAAAUCAGCAAGGAUCUGCUGUGGUAGAUGAGCUGCAAGAACAAGAAGUGAUACUUAAGCAAUGUGUUGGGCAACUUGAGAGUGCAGAGGCAACUAGGGCUUCCCUGAUUUCCCAGCUUAAAGAAGCACUUCAGGACCAAGUAUGGGAAUCAAAGCUGGAAUUUAUUCGCACUCAGUUGCAAGUUGCUCGGGAUCAGAUUGAACAAGCAAGCAAGAUUAGGAAGAGGCUAACAUCACCCACUGUUCCUUGUCCCCCGGCCACUAACAUGAACCCAACAACAGAAGCAACGACGAGGGUUGUAGAACAGAAUCGGCUUUCAGUUCAAUCAACCAGUACCCUACCUCAGACUGCCCUUAUGCAACCUGUGGUUUCUUUUGCACCCACCAGAACUACUGAAGAAGAGAACAAAAAAUCAGCAGCAGCUGCAGUUGCUGCUAAGCUUGCUGCCUCCGCAUCCUCUGCACAAAUGCUUACCUCUGUUCUUUCAUCCCUUGUUGCAGAAGAAGUUGCCUCCAUGAAUGGUGGCAUAAAUUCAACUGGAUUUAGUUCGGCACUAUCCAUGUUCCCUCCAGAAAAACGGCCCAAACUUGAGAAACCAAUGCCUGUUUCUGAUGAAAGCAGUUCUGAUGUCAGCAGCACAACCUAUUUUACCCCUCUGCAACAGCAACCAAUGACCAAUGUGCCACCUGCACCAUCUACUAGCUCUUCACAAGCCAGCCAGAUGCAAGGUCCCUUUGCUGCCCUACCACCACCACCUCCACCACCACCUUUAUCCCCUGCAAAUCCACCAGUGAGUCAAUAUGUCCAAUCUGCUGGACUGGUUGUAAUGCCUUAUGGGUAUGGAGCAAAUACUCUACCCCCUCCACCUCCUCUUCCUCCACAUGUUACAAUGAGUUUAGCGAGGACUGCCCCCCAGCCACCUGGACAGCCACAGCCUCAGCCUCAGCAAUCACAACAACAGCAACAGCCAGCCACUGGAGGAUUUUACCGGCCACCGGGUGUUGGAUUCUAUGGGCAAAGCCAUCAGCCAACAACGCCGCCAGUACCUCGGCAGUGAGUUCCCACUGAAAUCACUGGGCCACAUAUUUUGUGGGGCCUUGAGUACCUGAAUUAUGGGCAAAUGCAUCAAUGCCAAAACCUCAGUUAAGUUCCUCUUGAAAUCAUGGAGGUUGGAUUGUCAUCGAAGAGGUGUUGUGUUGUUAUGUAGAUUAUUAGAGAGUUAGUGAUGUCUUCUUGACUUUAGCUGAAGUCCUGCAUGCACCUUUCCUUAAAAAUUUCACACCUUCCCAACCCAAUAAGUGCAAAGGAUCCUUUUGAUGCCUUGGCACUGGCAAAGGAGUUACUUGAUACCGAUGCUUCAAUAAUAGAAGUUCUCAAUGUACCUUUACUGACUGCAUUAGCAUCGAGGCUGUGAUCAUCAAAGAACCUGACUGGAGUCUCACUAAUGUGGGUAAUGAAUCCCACAAUUGCAUGUGCUUUGUACUUUUUUUUUUUUGUUUUGGGGGGGGGGGGGUGUUGCCCAGCCGCCUCCUCCCUCGUAGCUGCUACCAAACUGAGUAAACAAUCCCCAGCAACCAUUUUAGUCGUAAGCUUUCUUUGGAUCUAGCACCUGGGAAAUGAUUGCACCACCGUGAUUAAAUGGUAUCUAUUGUAAUUAUAAUGCUACAAUAUGUAUUAAGAAAAGACCAAUUUGUAGUACAAUUAUUCUCAACUGAGGUCUUCUAGUAGAGAGCCAUGAGGUAGGUUUCUGUUGAA